This is a messenger RNA of Galleria mellonella (greater wax moth), 2135 nucleotides long. RefSeq names its product HEAT repeat-containing protein 3. The coding region runs from base 84 to 2006 and encodes 640 amino acids. The transcript has 8 exons. Lineage: Eukaryota; Metazoa; Arthropoda; Insecta; Lepidoptera; Pyralidae. The record is from RefSeq and is a predicted model, not a curated record. Gene Ontology annotation, biological process: protein import into nucleus; ribosomal large subunit biogenesis.
CAUAGAAUUAAAAAAAAAAUUGUCUCAUUUGGUGGAUGGCGUGUUUUGUUUAAUUUUUGAGGUUAUGAAUUAAUAAAAUAAAUAUGGGAAAAAUCAAGAAAUCAAAGCCUAACAAAAAUAAAAAAGUUUUAAAUCAUGAUAAUUCUGAUGAAGAUGAGCAGUUAUGUGUUGAUACAAAGGAAAACGCUGUUCAAACAGUUUUAGAUCAGUUACAGGCAGCUAAUGUUGAAGAGAAGUAUUGUGGUUUGCAAACACUUGCAUUACUUAUUGAAACUUCUGAGCAUUUGGAUCAAGUUAUCACUCAAGGUGUUGUCAAAGUAGCUGCCCCGUUGUUGAUGGAUGCAGCUGGAUCUGUGCGAAAUGCAGCUUCUGGUACAUUAAGGAAUAUGUCAGCAUUGAGAAUGGAAGUUUGUGAUGCUAUGAUGGAACAAGAUAUUAUGACACCACUUAAGUGUUACUUUCAAGAGUAUGCACAAACAUGGACACCUGAUGUAACAUCUAAGUUUAAAGAUGAGGAUAUUGAUACAUUUAUUAAUUGCACAAAUUUGCUCUUGAACCUAUGUGAGAGUUCAGAACUGGCUAUCAAAUAUCUUGAGCAAUAUAAAAUAUUAGAUGUAUUUCCUAGAUAUUUAGACAUUGGUGUAUUUGGCAGUGAUACUGUCGCAGCAGUCUUGCAAUGUUUAUUUGUGGCCAUAGAAGACAAUCCUCAGGCAAUGCAGCGAGUUAAAAACAAUUCAGAAAAACAAUUGGAGCAACUCUUGUCUAUGGAGGGUAGUGACCCUUCUAUAUUACUAAUAAAGACUCUAGCAGCAGGAGUUGUUAUAAAUACAUGUGGCGGGAUCAUCACCACUUUACCAGUAAAUUUUAUGAAUGAGAUUAUUUCAAUAUUAGCUAAGACUCUAUCUAUGGAUCAUAGACUGGCUUGUAAUCAUGUUUCAAGUAAUGUUCCACUAAUUAAUGGUGCAGGCAAGUUAGAAACACUUAAAGGGAAGGAGGCACAGAUUUUGGAUAGUCAAUUAAAAUCAGUUUCCCAGAUGUUAGAUGCACAGCAAAGAGCAAUUGAAAUUAUUGCAAAUAUUUGUUCAUGUGAAGAUAGUGAUGAUUCGUUAAAUGGAGGUGAUUCAUCAGACAGUGAAGAGUUGGAAGGUGAUAUGAUUGAUAAUGGCGAAGAAUCUUUGCUUGUUGAAGAUAAACUGCCACCAGAGAUUAUGGAGGCUUUUGUUUCUUUAAAAAUAUUUGAGAAAAUUUCGGCUCGAGCACAGUUGCCAGCACAGAAUGUCAUGUUGAUAUUAAAGGAAUAUGAAGGAUCACAGUUAGUCUAUAAAAAGUUGCAAACUUUACAAACACGGGCUCUCUUAUGCAUAAACAACAUUAUUUCAACAUUACCAAUCGAGGGUCUUGGUGGUGUGAAUGGAGUCUAUAAAAUUUGGGUUGAUGCUGGAAAACUGGUGUUUCAACAGAAUUCGGACAACUUUAGUCUUAUUGAAUCUGCUACAGCUGUCAUGAGAGCAGCUUUGGAUAAAAUUAAACUAAGAGAAAAUGGCAACACUAGUGAAUGUAAUUUAUUCGGUGAUAUGGCUUUAUCUGAUAUUGAGGUAAUGUUGAUAGGCAUUAGAGAGUGCCAAAUGCCUGAAAUAAGAUCAAACCUACUCAGAAUGAUUGGAAUGUUAGCUCUUCUAUUUGUGAAUAAUUUAAACGAAACCACUACAGAUGUCAUAUGCAAGAUAACAGAGUUUAUUUUGGAGCAGGCGCACAAGGAAAACGAGGUGUGGGUGUUAGCUGAAGCUUUAGAUACCUUAAUAGAUCUUUAUUCUGAAGAUGAAACUGAUGAGAUUGCUGCUAAAGUGAAACUAGUGGAUAAGUUGACUGUAUUAGCACCUAUUAUUAAAAAUAAGGCGAGGCAACAGAAGAGACUCCCAAAAGAGUAUAAAGUUCUUGUCAGCACAGUCGUUUCAAACCUACCAAGAUUUAUCAAGUAUAAGAAAGGCAGAAUAAGUUGUUUAUAAAUGAACAUAAGUUACCUACUCAUAUAUAUGUGACGAUAUCUAAAUGGUAUUAAUGUUGAAAUAUUAUUUGUUUUACUUUGUAGUAUAUUAUACAAUAUACUUUUAAUAAAUUAUAUUUUUAUGAAAUUA